CCAGUGGCUUAAGUAUGAAGUAUGAGGUAUGAGUAUCAGUUGUCAGAAUGAAAGUCUUUCUUGCCUUGGUUGUCUUGCUGGCCCUUGCUCCCUUUUCCUCUGCUGUAUUUGCCAAGAUCAGAGAUGAUUGCAUGAAACAAACUGGUGUCACAGACGAUCUCCUCAAAGCGUAUCCUCAUAGUUACUUUACCAAAUGCUUCUACCGUUGCGAAUUGCAAAAACUGGAUAUAUUAGCUAAUGGCGUACUCGAACCCUUCAAUGUGUCCGCAUUAAACUUAACACGUGAUGAUAUCAACAGAUUGGAACCCUUGAUAAAGCCCUGUCUAAGGAUAACGAAUAAUGAAUUAUGUGAGCUCGGCUUUUUGAUAUUCCAGUGCUUAAAGCAAUACAUCGAUUUAGAUACAAUUUUUAAGUCGCGCUAAAAGAAACUAUGUAUUCGAUAUGAUUUUUCCGUUCUAAAUAAAACCGAAGCUAAUUUUAAGGUCUGUGAAAAGGUAAAGCCGUGCCAGAAAAUCACGAAUCACAACAAAUGUGAUUUGCUGCCAAAAAUCUUUCAAAGAUCUUUCAGUUUUCUUUUCCAAACUCCCAUUAAA
Drosophila eugracilis is the source of this 593-nucleotide messenger RNA. RefSeq lists its product as uncharacterized. The transcript is spliced from 2 exons. Gene Ontology annotation, molecular function: odorant binding. The coding region runs from base 48 to 422 and encodes 124 amino acids. NCBI's taxonomy places the organism in Eukaryota, Metazoa, Arthropoda, Insecta, Diptera, Drosophilidae. The record is from RefSeq and is a predicted model, not a curated record.